AUGCUUAACAAGGAUGAUAGAUAUUGGAUGCAGCAGGCUCUACUUGCUGCACAUGAGGCCAAGGAUCUAGGGGAAGUUCCUGUUGGUGCCGUUGUGGUCCAUAAGUCUACUUUAAUUGCCCGUGCUUUUAAUCGUAAAGAGGCAGGGGAUCCUACAGCGCAUGCAGAGAUUCUUGCGUUACGGGAGGCUGCACAAUAUCUGAAAAAUUGGCGUUUGCGAGGUUGUAUACUCUAUGUAACACUUGAACCCUGUCUAAUGUGUGCUGGUGCUGUAAUACAGUCACGCGUAGAUCGUAUUGUUUAUGGUGCCACAGAUUUAAAAUUUGGUGCCGUAGAAUCAAUGUUAAAUAGUUUUGACUAUGCCUGGAAUCAUCAACCUCAAGUUACCGGUGGUAUUUGUCAGCAAGAAUCAGCUAGCCUAUUAACAUCUUUUUUUGCUAAUCGACGGAAAACAAAAGACAAUAAAAAGCACAAAUCAUGA
Ylistrum balloti is the source of this 480-nucleotide messenger RNA. Its product is annotated as tRNA-specific adenosine deaminase-like. The transcript has a single exon. NCBI's taxonomy places the organism in Eukaryota, Metazoa, Mollusca, Bivalvia, Pectinida, Pectinidae. Bases 1 to 480 code for a protein of 159 amino acids. The record is from RefSeq and is a predicted model, not a curated record. Gene Ontology annotation, biological process: tRNA wobble adenosine to inosine editing. Gene Ontology annotation, molecular function: tRNA-specific adenosine deaminase activity; zinc ion binding.